AUGGCCGAAAAUCAAAAUGCCUAUUACUUUUCAGGUGGUGACGGAAAUGAAACACGUCCUCGUCCAACUUUACCCAGGACUAGGUCUGUCGUUGGGCCGAGACCACUUCCUGGUGGUUCCAAUAAUAAUUCAAAGGAAUCGAGAGAUGCUCCUUACCAACAUCAAAAACAAUAUAGUCUUGGUAGUGUUUCUGAAUAUCCAAUUCAAAACUCUACCCCACAAAAUUUUAUACCACCUCAACAAUAUACGUUCAAUUCAUCCGAUCAAUCUUUUCCACCUUUAGUUUCACCUAAACCACAAAAACCAAUAUCUACUGUAACAAAGAAUGCUUUAGAAACGCAAUAUUCAGGUGUAAAUGAAUAUGAAAUGCCAUAUAUUCCUACAACUUCUGACACUCCAAAAAGUUGGUAUACAGGUGAUGAUGAAAAGUUGAAUUUAGCUUCGGAUCAAGAUCAAAGUCCUCUACCACAAAAUAACAUUGAGUCGCGAUCAAAUAUAAUCGCGUCUCAAGAAAAUCAAAUUUUUCAGUUACAACAAGGCGCUAAAGAAUUACUUUUCCAAGAUAAUCGUGAUAUUAUUUCGAAUAAACAAAACAUAAAUAAUAAUCAAUACUAUCAAUCUUCUAAUAUUCCACUAAAUCAACGACAACUUGAUCAAAAUCAAACCCAUCCACAACACCCACCACAGCAAACACAGCAGUACUCACAGCAACAACAACAACAAUACUCGCAACAGUACUCACAACAUCAGCCACAGCCGUACUCACAGCAACAACAGCAACAGCAACAGCAACAACAAAACAUAUAUUACCAACAUGAUAAUAUACCACAAUAUAAAGCGAUGCCACCUAAUGGAAAUUAUCAAAAUGUCCGCUCAGUAAAUGGUCCCCAUCAUCAAAGUCCGCAAUCAACUCCACCUUCUUCUAUACAUACUACACCUAAACAAUCUUUUCCUCAGAAUGUAAAUAACAUUCAACAGCAAAGUCAAUAUCCAGUUCGUAAUUCACAGGAAACGGUACAAGGACAAUAUAUGCAGAUGAAGCAGCAACAGUAUCCAAAUCAAAUGGGACAACAAACCAAUUAUCAUCAAAACAAUAAAGUCGGUUCAGAACCGAAUUCGUCAACACAAAUUUCCACACCUCUUCAACACUUUUCAACUCAAUUGUCGCAUAAUGAUCAUUCAAUAUCAAAUUCAAAUUCACCUAUAUCGCCAAUUCAAAAUCCUUGGAAUGCAUCUUCUCAAGGUCAAUUUUCAAUGCCUGAAUAUCGUCAAGGCUCACCCAAUAUUUAUCAAAGUUCAUCAUCAACAGGUUUCUUUCGUCAGCCAUCUCCUGGUGCCGUCUCAGUUGGCCCGGAUGGAGCUCCAAUACCAUCUUCCUUAAAUAGAGGCAACUGGGACCAAAGAUCUUCUACUCCAGAACGUGGAGUUGUAAGGAAUCUGCCAAACACAAAUAUACGUCUUUUAAUUGACGAUAAAUUUGAGAGGCGCAAGACAAUGACUUCUAAUACUCUUGUCAAGGAUGAAAAUGCGUUACAAAAGUACAGGGAUGCUGCCAAAAAAACCAAUGAUCCAAAUGUUCAACUUGAUUAUGCUAAAUUUCUCAUUAAUAUGAUUGAGUAUAAUCCCGAAGCUAUGUAUAUAAAAGGUAAUUGGUAUGAAUACGGUAAAUUUGGUAAAGAGAUUAGUCAUGAUAAAGCUUUUAGAUUAUUUUUAUCAGCUUCUAAACAAGAUUUUCCAAAAGCAAUUUAUAAGGUUGCUGAACAUUAUGAAAAGAAUAAAGAUGUAAAGCGAGGAUUACAAUUCUAUAAGAAAUCUGCUUCAAAUGGAGAUGUUUCUGCUUUAUAUCGGCUUGCUUUGAUUUAUUUACUAGGUGACUUAAAAACUGAACCCGAUUAUAACCAAGCUUUAAUAUAUUUAAAAUCAGCAGCAACAAAAGCAAAUGAGGAAUGUCCAAAUGGUGCUUAUGUAUACGGAAUGAUAUUAGCAAGAGAAUGGGAUAAGGCUGAAAUACCGGAUCAAGUUGUUGCGCCGGAUGAUCAUGAAGCGAAGGAAUAUAUUCAAAGAGCUGCCAAUUUGGGAUAUGUUCCAGCAUUGUACAAGAUGGGACAUUGUUAUGAAUAUGCUACUUUAGGUUGUCAAUUUGAUCCAAUACUUUCUGUUUCAUAUUAUAAGCGAGCAGCAGAAAAGGGGGAUGUUGAAGCAGAUAUGGCAUUAAGCAAAUGGUAUUUAUGUGGUGCGGAAGGUUUCUUUGAACAAAAUGAAGCAUUGGCGUAUGAACAUGCUGAGAAAGCUGCGAUGAAAGGUUUGGCUGCAGCAGAAUUUGCAAUGGGCUACUUCCAUGAUGUUGGCAUUCAUGUACCUGUUAAUCCUAAUCAUGCCAGUGUCUGGUAUAAGAAGGCGGCUGAACACGGAAAUGAGGACGCAAAACAAAGAUUGGCUCGUGGUGGAACAAUUACACGGCUAGAUCACUUACAAAAUCAAAAUAAAUUAAAAAACGAACGUAAUGAAAAAAGUAAUAAGGACUGUGUCAUACAAUAA
Funneliformis geosporum is the source of this 2538-nucleotide messenger RNA. The record is from the annotation of a GenBank genome assembly. Lineage: Eukaryota; Fungi; Glomeromycota; Glomeromycetes; Glomerales; Glomeraceae.